AUGAGGAAACACAUGAGAAAACAUGAUGGAAAAAUCGAGAAGACACACAGCUGUACAAUAUGUAGUCAGAGCUUCAAAUCUCCGGGUGAAUUAGAAGUUCACAACAGAAAACAUACUGGUGAGCUCCCUUACACAUGUGAGGUUUGUGGGAAAGGAUUUAGAGGAUUCAAUAAUCUAUCGCUUCAUAUGAAAAUACAUACUGGAGAAAAACCGUUUGAUUGUAAAAUAUGUGGUAAAAAUUUCGUAACGAAGACACACCUGAAUGGUCACAUUAGAAGACAUGACCAAAGACCAAACUGUUGCACAGUAUGUAAGAAAAUGUUCAAACUGCCGGAUGGUUUGGCUACACACAUGAAAAUACAUACGGAUGAAAAACCAUAUAUUUGUGUAACAUGUAAUGAGACUUUUGGAGACAAAAAAGAACUCAAAAAACAUACACGAGGUCAUAGAGAAAGAUCGAAGCCGAAACAAUUUACAUGUCGUAUAUGUAAUAAAACAUUAAGGCGUAGUAGCCUGACAACCCAUAUGAGAGUACACACUAAUGAGAAACCCUUCAUCUGUAAAAUAUGCGGGAAAGGAUUUAAACAGGUUAGUAAUCUUAAAACUCAUAUGAAAAUGCAUACCGGCGAAAAAUCACACAAAUGUGAUAUAUGUGGCGAGAGUUUUCGAUUUCCAAGUAUCCUUUUGAACCAUAUACGAGUACAUACAGGUGAAACACCUUACACGUGUAUUACAUGUGGUAAAGGAUUUACUUCAAAACAACGUUUGAAUUCCCACAUAGAAAUACACACAGAUAUAAAGCUUUUCAAGUGUGACAUUUGUGGUAAAACCUUAAGACGGAGCCACCAUUUUGAUAGUCACAAGAGAACCCAUACUGGCGAAAAACCGUUUAAAUGUGAAGAAUGUGGUAAAUGUUUUAGUGAGAACGGUGCACUGAAAGGACACAUGAGAACACAUACAGGUGAAUUACCAUACGAAUGUGAAAUAUGUAAUAAAAAGUUUGCCUAUCUUAGCAAUUUACAAAGGCACGUCAAGAAAACACACUAUGGCGAAAAGCCAAGAUGUUGUAUUACCUGCGGAAAAAGGUUUGGAGAUAACGCCCAGUUAAAAGUUCACUUGAGAACACAUAGAUAUGCACGAGAAUGGGUUGUACAAUUCUGA
This is a messenger RNA of Mytilus californianus (California mussel), 1161 nucleotides long. Its product is annotated as gastrula zinc finger protein XlCGF8.2DB-like. The coding region runs from base 1 to 1161 and encodes 386 amino acids. The record is from RefSeq and is a predicted model, not a curated record. Gene Ontology annotation, biological process: regulation of DNA-templated transcription. The transcript is spliced from 2 exons. NCBI's taxonomy places the organism in Eukaryota, Metazoa, Mollusca, Bivalvia, Mytilida, Mytilidae. Gene Ontology annotation, molecular function: DNA-binding transcription factor activity, RNA polymerase II-specific; RNA polymerase II cis-regulatory region sequence-specific DNA binding.